Messenger RNA from Drosophila sulfurigaster albostrigata, 3145 nucleotides. Its product is annotated as DDB1- and CUL4-associated factor 10 homolog. Gene Ontology annotation, cellular component: Cul4-RING E3 ubiquitin ligase complex. The coding region runs from base 143 to 2029 and encodes 628 amino acids. NCBI's taxonomy places the organism in Eukaryota, Metazoa, Arthropoda, Insecta, Diptera, Drosophilidae. The transcript is spliced from 3 exons. The record is from RefSeq and is a predicted model, not a curated record. Gene Ontology annotation, molecular function: protein binding.
CGAUAGUUCCAUCACUGUUUAAGUUGUUCAAAUUUUAUAUACACAAACCACAGUACAACAGCAGUAGUGAAGUGUCGCGAGUGUCGAUUGUUUUUAGGAUACACGCGAAGUGAGGAUCACAGCGUGCGUAAGAAACCAUUCGAUGCACACCAUGGAGCAAUAUCUGCGAAGUCGCGAAAGCGGUUGGCAGCAACACAAUCGUCAUGCGGGCAACGAGAAUUUUCUGAUGCGCAGCAUUUACAGUUCCAUGGGCAUGUUCAACAGUUACCAUGCCAACUGCACGCCAAGCACAGCUGGACGCGAUACCGGUGCCAUCUUUAAUCUGGAGUAUAAUGCGGAUGGCAAUGUUGUCGUGGCGGCGACGCAACGCAAAUGUGUUUUGGUGUUCGAUGCAAUCACACAAGAGGAGAUCUUCAAGGUUCCUGACGCACACACGGACAGCGUGAAUUGCAUCAAAUUCUUCGACGAUCGCAAAUUUGCAACAGGUUCUGACGACUUUACGGUGGCCUUGUGGGAUCUGCGCAACAUGAAGCAAAAGUUGCGCGUGCUUCACGGUCAUUCCAAUUGGGUUAAGAACAUUGAGUAUUCGUCGAAAGAGAAACUGCUGGUGACCUCCGGUUUCGAUGGCAGUAUAUUCACCUGGGACAUCAAAUCACAAACGGAACAGGGCCUAAUAUCACAGCGUGUCUUCCAUGCCAGCGGUCUCAUGCGUUGUCGCAUCUCGCCAGCUGGUGAUAAACUUGUCUUGUGCACCAGCGGCGGUUAUAUUAUGAUCGUGCAUCAUCUGGACUUGACCACAUUGCACAAAGAUUUGUGCGGCUUUCGGCCUGGCAUUUACAGACUUAUGCAGUUGGGCGAACAAUUCAUUCCCCAGGCAGCCAAAUACGAUCAUGUGUUCUCCAAGCGACAGAAGAAGAAUCGCGUUGAACUGGUCACCGAUUUUCCGGAACAGAACGAUGCCGAAAUGAUAAUGGCACUGCAAAUUCAUCCGCAGUGCCGUUGCAUGCUCACACGCAACGUGAGCUGCGACGAGCAAAGCGAAUGGACCUGUAUCCACGACAUCAACGAGGAGCCCGAAGUCACGGAGGACGAGACUGGCGACGAGCCAACGAUUAAGCGCAAACGUCCCCUGCCACCGCCACGACCCAGCGAGAGUGAGCGGGGAGUGCAGCAGGGUUUCCAAAUAGCUCGUCCUCAACUGCGUCGCUAUAUGCGUGCGCAUCCGGCAAGGAUUGUGGCCACAUCGCCGCCAGCUGCGGGUGGUGCCACUGAUAACUUUAUACCCGACAUUUGGGCCGCCGAGGUGACGGUGCAAGAGCGUGCUAUACGUCAGAGUCGGGCACGGAACUCGGCGAAUCAUGUGAGUGGAUACAAUUUUGUGUAUGCCAUCAGCAGCGGUGUGCUGCCUUUGCGCUCGAAUGUGGGCAAUCGCCCCAACAGCGGCUCGGCACGUACACGAGCUGCUCAGACAGAGGCGUCAAAUGGCGAGUCGACAAGCGCCAGUCGCAGCAACAAUAACAGCAACGGGAGCAGCAGCAGUGACAGCAACAGCAGCACUAGCAACAACAGCAGCAGCAACGACAGCAACGAUGUCACCGAGAGCUUGGAGUUGGGACAACGCAUACCAAUGCGACCAUUGAGCAACACUUCAGCGGCAGCGAUCACAACUGCCAGUGAGAUGGGAUCUCAUGAGAUACUGGUGAAUGCAAGGAAGCUGCUUUACUAUGCCUCCGAGACGAAUAACAAACCGGGUUUCAUCAAGGAACCGGGAUUCUCAGCGGAUGGUCGCAUCAUUUGUUCGCCGUAUGCGAAUGGUGUGCGCUUGUUGGGCUAUCAGGCGGACUGCAGUGAUUAUCCCAAUGAUCAAAUGGUCGAUCAGAUCAAGGAUAAGCCACGUCAACUGGUCGAAUUGGCCAACAUCAUCGAGCACCAGGACGUGGUGCUAUGCGCCAAAUUCAGUCCACGCGAGCCGCUGCUUGUGACGGGUUGCAAUCAAGGCGAGGUCGCCUGGUACAGACCGUAUCUCUAAGCAAUGCUCUUGUUGUUCCCCAAAAACGUUGUACAUUGUUUAAAUUUCAGCUGCUAGAAAUGUAAUGGAUAAGAAAUUACGGAAGACCAGUUUAACAUACCAACACACUACCAACAGAAAAACACUCUCAAACACGACACAGCCACAGACACAUACUCAGUAAAUGCAGCAAGAAUGAUUAAAUUCAUAUCCUUAAUUUUUUUGUUUUUCUAUUUUCUUUUUUAUUUGUUGUGGUUUACAGUGAGGUUGCGUGUGGGCGCAUGACUGUUGCACAUGCUAUAUAUAUAUGCUACAUAGCUUUAAUUAUAUAUUUAAAUAUAAUUAGAAUUCAAUAUAAAAUUACAAAUAUCUUUACGUUAUCCACUAAUUUAACGGUGUAGUUAUACCCCCAUCAUUCUUUCGAAAUCGGGUUUUAAAAUAUAGUCGGGCUCUUUUUGCUGUCUCUCUAAUAAUAGUUACCAUAACCGCUCCACUGUCCAUAAUUAUAGUUGGCACCUCCAGUGCUGGCUGCACCACCUUGCGAUCCAUAGCCGCCCCAUUGAUUAUAGUACGAGUCGUAGGAUUGCUGUUGCUGCUGUUGUUGUUGUUGUUGCUGGGGUGCAUAGGCACCGCUAGCGCUUUGCUGACUGUAGUAGGCACUCGAGUUGGCCGAAUUAUAGUUGUAGCUGGCAUUGGCAGCCGCUGUGCCACCAUUGUUGUAGGCCGUAGUUGCUGCGGAGCCAGCAGAGGCGGCAGCGCCAUCCUUGCUGUUUGUUGACGCCUUUCUUGAUGGACUGCCAUCGCUAAAAGUUGAGAAUUAUUAGUUAAGAGUAUAUAUAAUAUAGAUCAGGGAUCGGAAUCAUGAGAAAUUAUAUUAAACAGAAUCGGAUAGGCUAAGAUUACAACUUGAUUUUUAGAGCUUUCUUCAAGGUUUAAUUAUAAGAAUUUGAAUAAAUCUUACUUUGAAGCAAAAAAUUGUUAUUUAAUGAUUUACGAUUCCUGUAUAAUACGGAUUAAAUAUAUACGCACCCCUUCUUCUGCGCCUCGUUGGCUUUGUUAAGCGCCUGCUGCAGGGCACGCUGCGCAUCCUGAAGUCCCUUGGCUGUGCUGCCAAAGUCCUCGAGAAACUCGACUUUG